UAAUUUUUAUGCUACCUAUGUUUGAGUUAUUCAUUUGACGAUCCCUUUCCUAGCCCUACCCUUGAUCCACAGAGAUGCUGUCGGCUGUAGUGUUUCACAGUUAGUGUUCGUGUGGGUGUUCGCUUGUAGCCAAGAUGAGCUGUGAAGAUGUCAUCUCUCUGCUGGAGAAGUUACGACAAGAGCAACAAUUUGUAACAUUCUACAAAGUUCACCUCCGAGCUGGUGUACAAGAGCUCAACAAAAGCUGUAACAAUGUCUUCCAUUCCCUUUGGAUAACACACACGCUCACCUUUGCACUCGAACGUGUGCUCUCUGGCACAGUGGCAGGCUAUGAGUGGAGCCUAGCCUUGGAUCAAGGUGUCCAGUUCAUUGAUGCAGCUAAGGUCCUACAGAGACACACACACUCGUACUCCACUUUCCUGUCCUCUCUUCUCACUGACACGAGGCUGUUAGCAGAUGUACUGAUCAUUGCUGACUCUGAUGGUCUUGACUCCCAAUGGCUACUCAAUGAUCUCAUGGCCGUUGUGUUUGGACACUGCCUCUUCCAGAACGACCACGCACACUAUCUACGCCUCCUUCAAGAGUUGCUACGACAACACGUCAAUCAUUGCUCCACUCCUCAGGAUUUGUUCAGUGGAUCUGAUUCUCCCUUCAGUAAAGCACUGACUGUAUAUUCCUCACAACUAACAGAAUUGAAGGCUUUCCUUAGCGAGUUGCUAAGCAACACGGUCAUGAAAGUGUUGGCAUUCGAUGAUUAUCUCGAGUUUGAUGUGGGCAAAGCCGGUAGACGUUUCCAUAGCAACGCGGACAAGAGCUCAGGACUUGUGGAGACAGCUACGUUUUUGUUCAGUGAAGAUUUGGAUGUUUCGUGUGGUCACUUAGUGGCUUUAUCGAUGGACAUUGUGAUGAAGCUUGGAGACAUGAGCUCCCAGUUCCCUGCCAGUAUCAAGUGGUUAGUGUGUUGUCUCAAGAGAGCCGCCAAACACAAGUGGGAUUUGACCCUGGAUCAAGAACGGAGACUAACAGCAGAUAUUGUGUAUGGAGGCAUCAUCAGCUCUGCUCUAGUCAAUCCUGACACUCACGCUGUCAUCGACCCAGGCCUGGUGGUGGGGAGUGUAGCACGGUACAACCUCACACAAGUGACAGCUGUCCUACAGAGAAGUGCCUGGAGUCUAGACAAAGACUCAGUGGCUAAAGUAGUCAAGGAUAUGGACAUGGAGAUGUACUGGUCAGUAUUGGAUGGUUUGGAAGAUGCUGGAAUGUCUGACAGCCUACCAGAGCUGCCUCUGUAUCUACCGGGGCUCAAGAGGUCAUCAUUCCUGGCAUCACAAACUCAACUCAACAAUAUGGUUGGUCUUGCAGCGAGUCUCCUUGCCAACCGUGAUGGUAGGGGGGUGUUCCAUUCUCAGAUGUCCUCGCUCCUCUCUUCACUACCACACAUACUCAUUGAUUCCGCCCACACCACUCCCUACACCCUCACAUCCCUCACACCCUCACACCCACACACAACCAAGAAGCCUCGGACUAAGAAACGUGGCAGCAUGGCACGAUCUGCUCACAUUUCUGUAGAUGUUGUUCCACCACCACGCUCUCGCAGUGUAGGGACCACCCCCCCUGUGGAGGGGUCAGGGUUUAUGCUCCCUACAGAGGUGCUCAUUCUACCAUUCCUUGAUGGUGGAGGCAGUCCAUCCUGGGACUUCCACUUGCUAGCAGAGGGAGAGUUUAUGACACCAUCUUCUCCGACCAAUGAGAUUGUAGAGCAAGAUUCCCCCCCACCACCGAUUGCCCCUCCCCUACAGCUUAGUCCCGCACCCACACUGCUUCUUCAUGACGCUACUAGACACCGCUCCAAUACUCUACCUCCCCCCAAGAGCCCCGGGCACGUCACUAAUGAUGGAGGCGGGGCUAGUUGGUCCCCUGUAAAGGGGGCGUGGCUAAUGGCCGGGCUAGAGGAGGAGUCACCGUACGACAAACUAGAAGCCAAAGAAGUUUAUGUGGCCAGUUCUGAUUCAUCGAUGGCUACCUCACCUAUCACACCCUCCACACCCUCACCAACCACCCCCUCAUUUCACAGCCGGGACACGCCCACAUUGUCUACACCCAUAGAGUCAACUAUCAGCGAUAUGGAGGCACCAAAAAACGAAGCAACGAGUCAAGUGAAUGAACCUAAAAUUAAGUUCAAGAAACGCAAAAAGUUUUGGCCAUUUCGUAAGCACAAAGCGGAUAAAAGAAAAGCACGCAGUCAGAGUGAGGCUGCUAGCAUGGUUAUGGAGACCACACCCCCAAAGUUCCGUGCCCACAGCGAAGGCCUUGCGUUGGAUGAGCCAGUGAUGAGGAAUAGGCGCUCGUACACGUUGUUAACUGGUCACAUCACAGCCAAGUAUGCUGCCCUACAUGCCCGACAGAGAGUGGCAGCAGAGACUAGAGCACACACACUGCUACCAAAGAAAGUGGAGCGAUAUGAUCAUGAAACACCAUCAUCUAUGAGCCUGGAGAUGUUUGGGAGGUCUCUAUAUUGUGAGCAGCUCAAGUUCAAGCUCCGCUGUGCACUACAGAACAUCCCCACACCAGCGUCACUCAACAGUGAGUGUGAUACAAAGCAACAGCUCCUUCUGCUGAUUCAGCAAUCAUUACAGCAUUGUCGAUGGCAACGGGAUAACAUGGAACUCUCUCUAUUAACUGAGCUACUGACAAUGAUACAACCACUCCCCAAUCAGCUUGUGAGUGUGUGUGUCGAGGGCCUCAUGGCUGACUAUCAGAAGCGCUCCUCUUACAUUGCCUACCUCGUUAAGACUCAUCAAAGGUUCCAAGAUGCUCUUCUUCAAGUGGCCUCUCUACAGUCCGCUGUGGACAGGUGGAGAGCGGUCAGUUGUGAGGUAUUUGUGGGACAUGCAGUGGGUCAGUUCCUGACGUCUCGUGACCCCCAGAUCAGGGGGUUGGUGGAGGAGAUGACCUCGGGACUACCAGCCGAUGACAAGGUCUCCCUCAUGGACGCGGGUCAAAGGUCACUAGCGGAGGCUAUAAACAACGACUCGACGUGGCUCUGUUGGAACGAUAUGGAUGACGUGAUGAACCGAUUGGACGAUCACUUAUUUUCUCACCUCUAUGAGCAUGUGUUCCAUCCAAACGGAGACUCGGACACAAUGAGAGACCAGAUCUUCUCUCAGCACUUGACCAGAUUAUCGGAGGCAAUCUCAAUCACUCACAAGAGUCUGCAAAUACCAAUGGUCUAUCAUAGCAGCUGUCCAUGGAAUUCCGCUCAGACGCACCUAAAGGUCAUGAGUACAUACAAGAGUCCCCGUGGGAAGGUUGAGUGUGUGGUCACAUGUUGCAAGGUGCUCAUCAGCCUACUCCAGCUGGCCAAGUGUGGAGACCCUCCUGGCGCUGAUGACAUGUUCCCUGUCAUUGUGUAUGUGCUGCUCAAGGCCAACCCUCCAGGUCUACUGUCCACUGUACAAUAUGUCAAGAACUUCAGUGAAGCCAGUCUCAGUGGGGAGAGCGCUUACUGGUGGGCACAGUUUAGCACUGCAGUAGAAUUCACCAAAACUCUCGAGUAAAUUGAAAACACACUGUCAAAAAUUAUCACUUUUUUAUCUCCAAUGUCAUAGCAUUUUAAUUACCUACUCACUGUGUGCUGGUGUGAAAGAUUGGUUGUCAUCAAUUUAUGCUUUAUGUAAUAGCAUUUCUCUCUGUUUUACACUUUCCAAUUUGUGUAUAAUUAUUAUUCAGACAAAAUAA
Messenger RNA from Halichondria panicea, 3738 nucleotides. RefSeq names its product GTPase-activating protein and VPS9 domain-containing protein 1-like. Gene Ontology annotation, molecular function: small GTPase binding; guanyl-nucleotide exchange factor activity. Gene Ontology annotation, cellular component: endocytic vesicle; cytosol. Gene Ontology annotation, biological process: regulation of GTPase activity; vesicle-mediated transport. Bases 135 to 3557 code for a protein of 1140 amino acids. The record is from RefSeq and is a predicted model, not a curated record. The transcript has 10 exons. NCBI's taxonomy places the organism in Eukaryota, Metazoa, Porifera, Demospongiae, Suberitida, Halichondriidae.